AUGACCAAUGCAAAAGUUAAAGUCAAAAAGUUUUUAGAUAAAUUCAUUCAACCUCAAUAUAAUUACAAAAUCAAUCAAUCUGAUCCAAAUUUUAACCCUUAUGAUGAUAGUUCAAGAUUAAAUUCAUUAAAAAGUUAUGGUCAGAUAUAUAAUCAAAGCGAUUUAGAGGAAAUACCUUCAUUAUCGUAUAGUUCCUUUUCAAAUUUUGCUAAAGGUGAACCAACAAGAACUACUCAAGAUAUGACUUCAAUAAAACCAAGUUCAAUUGUAGAACCUUCAAGUCCUCAUUCUGACUUAAGUUCUGUUGAAGAAGUCAUCAACUAUAAUAGUUAUUUUGAAACUAAUGAACAUAAUGCAUCACCGAAACCAAAUUAUCCGAAUAAUCGUAAAAAUAAUGAUAGAGCACAUAGUGUGAAACGAAAUAUUAUAAAUAAUUCAUUCGCGGAAUUUUUAAAUAAUUUGAGUACUACAUCAUCAAUCAAUUCAAGUUUGAAAAAUACAACAAACAAUAGAGAACUACCUAAUGAUGAUGAUACCAAUUAUGACAAUGACAUACUUGAUAAGAGGUUGGAUUUGAGUGUUGAUGAAGAAGAAGAAGAUUUUUCAUCCGCUAUAAAAGUUGAUAAAUUUAGAUUUUCAACUAGAGGUACAUUAUUAAAUUAUAAACGUGGUAAAUGUCAUCCUAACAGUGGAUCUGAUAGUAGUGGUUCAACUGGUAAAAAUUAUAAAAAUGGUGUUGGACAAUUUUCAAAAAGUUAUAGGAAAAGAAGAACAACAAGACGUAGACUGGAGAAUAUAAAAUUUAAUUCAAGUGAGUUUCAUUUUACUGAAGAAGAAGAGUUUAGUAAAAAUGGCCAUGAUUAUGAUUUAGGUGAUAAUGCCUCGUUGGUAUCAAUAACAACAACUGCCACCGUUGCAACUACAACCACCACUACUACCACAACAACAACUGCAAAUGCCAAUGUUUAUCGAUUUACGAAUAUGACUUCUGCUUUGUCAUCAACUUCAGUAUUUGAAUCAACAAAUACAGCAAUGGGAGCUCCAGGUUCCCCUAUAUUACCACUUGAUGAUUUAUCUUUAACCAAUAAAACUACGACACAUACAAGAAAGACAAGAUCUUAUCAAAGGACGACAACUAAAAAGAAACGAAAACUGACUUCUAAAAUACAACUGUCAUCAUCCAACAAAAGGAAUGGACACAUUAAUAGACGCAACCACAUUUCACCAAAUACUAAAACUAAUCAACCAACUUUUUCAAAACAAGGUACUUCAACACAUGCAUAUAGAGAUAUUGAACGUAUAUUUGUUCAAAAGGAUGGACUGAAUCUAGGACAUGAAGUUGAAUCUGAAUCCACCACAGAAGAUUCUUUGGUUCAACAUCAUCAAGUUGAACUUGGGAUAAAAACACUGAGUUGUGUUAUCAAGGAUUCACCCAUGACUGCAAGUUUUAGUUCACAUGCUUCAAUAAAGGAUAACGAAAGUAAUUUUACUACUGAUCAUGAUCAUUAUGAUCUUAAUUAUUUUUUAAAUCAUUUAAGUUUUGAUAGUGAUGAUAAUCGAAAAAGUAGUCAAUCAGAUCAAGAAGAUGCAAGACUGGAGAACGAGACGAUACAGGAGAUCCCACAUAGCGGAGAUACAAGAAAUGGAUAUUUGACUGAGGUUCAAGAUUCAGCUGCUCUUGCAACCUCCCAUAACGAUGAACAGAAAUGGUUUGUAAAUGUGAAAUAUAAAUUUCACAACUACUAUAGUAAAAAAUUCAAAAAAAUCAAAUUGCAUAAACGUAAUUCAGAAAAUAAUAAACCAACUGAGACUACAAAUAAAGAUACAAAAGUUACUCCAGUGAGUCUACAUUCAAAUGAUGCAACUUCAAAUGAGUCUAGAGAAACAAGAAACUCCGAUGCAACAAUAAAGUUAAACAAUUCAAAAUCUCAAAAAGAAACUGCAAAGACAUUGUUUAAGCAACCUUCUGGUUCACAAAACAUGCAACCCUUGUUUUAUCUGCUUGAAAAUAAACAAUCACUGAAUUUAAAUUUAAUGCAAAAGAGCAAACUGUUGCCAGAUCUUCCAAAAAGUAGUUACAAAGGAACUGAGUUGUAUUAUGAAAAUUAUUUUAAAAAGGAUGAAUUCAAAUUGUCAAAUGGUCAGAAACAUAGUAGAGAGAUUAAAGAGGCAAAAGAAGAGUUGUUGAUUACAGCAGAAAGCACUAAAAUUAAAGGUGAGGAUUUGACUGGAGCGAUAUAUUAUAUUCAAAAUGAACAGAAGGCUGAUGUUAUAAAACAAAUGACAUUUUUAAAUGGAUCACAACAAAAUUUGGUAACCAUGACUAAUCCUUCUUUCAAAAAUUAUCGAUCACAACGACAACCAUUACGCGAUAAUAAAUUUAGUAAAUUACAAACAUUACAAAAUUUGAAACAAAUUAAUAACCAUUCAUUCUAUAAGAAUAGACACAAUGCCAAUGGAUCAAAUUUAAUUUAUCGAAUUAUUGGGAAUGAAUUUGAAAAAGUUGGAAAUUGUCAGCAUGAGUCCCCUACAAUACCAAAAAUAGUGGAGCUGGAAAAACCAUCGAGUUGUAGUGAGAGUCUUCAUGAGUACAGUCCAAAUGAUGGUGAUGAUGAACAAAGUUUCAAUGAAAUUGAAUCAAGAGUCAGCAUAUAA
Molecule: messenger RNA, 2655 nt
Organism: Lodderomyces pseudojiufengensis
Lineage: Eukaryota; Fungi; Ascomycota; Pichiomycetes; Serinales; Debaryomycetaceae
Exons: 1
Coding region: 1-2655 (884 amino acids)
Source: RefSeq, a predicted model, not a curated record